GCAGUCAAGAGGGACGGGGUUAAACCGGGGAUGCAGAUUUGAGCGCUGCAGUUCUGGGAGCGAGAGGAGAGAGAGAAAGAGAGACAAUAUGUUUUCAGGACUGGUUGAUUAACAGUGGGCUUCUGGGGGGGAGGUAUCAGAGAGUGCUAGACCAAAAGAGAGAGAGAGAGAGAGAGAGAGGGAGGGAAGGAGAGAAAGAGAGAGAGAGGUGUAGAUGAAUCUUUCUGGAACUUGUGUGCAACUGAUGAUUUUCCUUCUGCUCUCUUCACACUCACACACUUCUCUUUGGAGAGCCACUGGGAUGUGACAGUAAAUCAGAGAAAAGAUGAUUCAAAGACUCACCGGGAAGGACUCAGUGAAACAGAAUGCGAGCUGGAUGCCACAUAAAUGAGUGAAACUGGGGAACUAUGAGCCAUAAAGCGUGACUGCUUCAGUUUGGCCUCUGCAGAGCUGGACUCAAACAGGAAAGGCUGGUGGAGACGCACACGGCACAAUCUUCAGGAGAGCUUUGAGAGAGCUUUCGUACUUCUGAUGGAUAACCACUCUGCUUCUCUACAUCUGGAGCUCUGAGGCUUGGCCGAUCUCUGACCUGCUGCUUGACCUUUGACCUCUGAGUGACCUCUCAAGGAAUAACAGCAAUAAAACGUGACUCGGAACUCCAGAUCUACAGGAUGUUCUGGAAGCUGGCAAUACCUGCCAUUUUGGCAUGGACCCUUUUUGCAUCGACAGAGACCAAGAAGCCCCGGCCCCAGGGUUCCAUCCCCUCCCCUUACAAGCUAAAAGGCAAUGAUUUGUCAUCACCACCUCACACACUAGCGUCACUGCCCCAGCACACAUCAGCACGACGACAGAAAGGCAAACACGACAUGUUGUCGUCGAGUCGCGAGGCCCUGGUGGUCACCGAGAGGAAAUACCUUAAGAGCGACUGGUGCAAAACACAGCCGUUGCGUCAAACGGUGAGCCUGGAGGGGUGCCUGAGCCGAACCGUCAUCAACAGGUUCUGCUACGGCCAGUGUAACUCCUUCUACAUCCCCCGCCACCUGACAUCUCAAACCUCCCAUCGAAGUAGAAAAACAGCUUCCACGCCAGAUCACAACACUUCAUUCCAGUCCUGUGCUUUCUGUCGGCCCAGCCGAAUAACCACGGUCACCGUACGGCUUCACUGUCCUGGGCUCCAGCCGCCGUACCGGCAACGGAAAGUUCAACGGAUCAAGCAGUGCAAAUGUGUGUCUGUUAACGUCAAUGCCGCUUACUGAGAAGGCACACAAAUGAAACAAUGCCUCAAAAUCCUUUUGGAAAAUCUGGGGCCGCCCAACAAUCAAUGUGUGAAACCUGCCAAAGACAACAGCUAAUCAGAAGACUGGCCACCUUCAUUAUGUCUGGACUGUACCACAGCAUGCUACCCAGGAAUGCUUAAUAGCUGCCGAGCAGGGAUGGAACACAAAGCUGGAUUUUUUUUCUUCUUUUUUGACAAAUAUAAUGAAGCUGAGAGUACAAUUACAUAAAACGGUAAAUAACACUCGUGUGCUAUAAAUGAACAGAGUUUGACCUUUGACCUCUUGAAAGCUUUUCUUUAGCAAAACACAGAGCGUCUGUAUUCCAGCGAUCUCCUGCUUUACCUCAGCAAUGCUGAUUCUCUAUAGAGUGCAACAGUCAGGGUUCCGGAAGUAAAAAUCCCAUGCUUUUUCUCGAUAGGGGAAAACUCAUUUUAGAUGGUCUAUACCUCUGUUGAACUUAUAGCCCUGUAUUAGCUUAACUAAAAUGUAUAAAUAAUUACGCUACGUUUGAAUUCCCAUUGAACCAUUCUGCAACCUUUUCAGAAAAGAUCUGGCCACUGCUAAGCGUAUUUUAUAUUGUGAAUUUUACAAAAAAAGAAACCUAAAAAUAUCUAAUUUCUAUAUAUCAAUAUAUAUCUAUAAAUCAAUAGGUUUAUAUUUAUACAUAGUUUUAAUUUUGAUUAUGUCAGUGGGAUUGUAGUUCUUUUUGAAGUUUUGUAGCUUUGCCUUUUUACAUUUUUUUAUGUUGUGGUUCACUUCUAGGCUUUUGGAUUAACUCUUUAACAAAAAUGUUUUAAAUAUCCCUCAAUGAAAAAUGUUGCGAGAAAUACUUUCGGAACCAAGGCUGCUGAAAUUUCGGGAGGGCACUGUUGCGCUCUAUUACUCUUGAUACUUGAGAACAGUGGAAUUGGUCUGACCACCAUCUAUCUUCACCAUCUUGUCUUACCUACCCAGCCGUUGUAUAUAUCAGCACUAAUGAAGGACAGGAGAAGACAUGAAAGGAUGCUGGGUGACUGUGGACUUUAUCGACAGGAAAUUAGAGGGGGUUUGCUAUAUUUUGACUAAGGACAGUCUGUCAGUUGGGGAUAAUCUAUAUUUUGACUUGGUGCUGCCAUUAGCUUUGCUGCAUCCGAUGAAAAUGAUGCAGCUUGCUUCAGUUCAUCCAUUCUGGGCUGACUUUGAUCAAGCCACUAGAGAGUUUGAGCCUUAAUGUUGUUAUGAUGAGUCAUGUGCACAACAUAAACUGAGAUUCAUAAUGGUUUAAAUCUUUACCUUAAAGUCUAACAGACACGUUUGCAUUAAUGACAAUAUUUAACAAAAUAGCAAAAUGUGUAGAUAAAGGAAAUUAUAUGAUAAAGCAACCAUAGAAAAUCUAUGAAUAUAUAUAAAAUAUAUAAUAAACAUGUCUUCUAAAAAUAAAUCUAUUAUUUCACACUA
Puntigrus tetrazona (Sumatra barb) is the source of this 2714-nucleotide messenger RNA. It is a transcript of the gene grem2a, whose product is annotated as gremlin 2, DAN family BMP antagonist a. The coding region runs from base 672 to 1256 and encodes 194 amino acids. Lineage: Eukaryota; Metazoa; Chordata; Actinopteri; Cypriniformes; Cyprinidae. Gene Ontology annotation, biological process: animal organ morphogenesis. The transcript has 2 exons. The record is from RefSeq and is a predicted model, not a curated record. Gene Ontology annotation, molecular function: receptor ligand activity; BMP binding.